GCCCCCUAGCUCCCAGUGUGCGCAGUCAGUCGACGGUGUUGUUUGUGUGGUGGUAGUAAAGAGAGAGGACACAGAAGUUCUGUACCUGUAUUUUCGUUCGCUUCGCACGGCAAGCGCAGUCUCGCAGUGCUACAAUCGAAUGCGUAAGGGUGCCCCAGCACCAGUACCAGUACCGUACAACCUGUGGUGGUGGUGAAGGCCUAUCGGAAAAGCGAAAGAAAACGGUAGAACGGGCUAGGAGAAGCGUAUCAAGAAAAAAAAAUAAAAGAACAAGAUACCAAACUGACACAGCGUGAAACGGCAAAGGGGUAAGGCGGAAGAGAGCGGCCCCGAGAUAAAAAAAAAACCCCAGGCAGAAGCUCUUCAAUCCAAAAACCCACCAAACUGUCUCAACUGAUCGCAAUUGCCGUCGAGUGUGGUUUUUUUUGCAGCAGCAGCAACAGCAUCAACAACAAAAAUCCAAUAAUGGCUUCCUUUUCGCUGCCGCUCCAAUAUUCGUAAGUAUUCGCAAGCUUUCCUACGUACCGAGCGAGAAAGAGUUAGAGAAAGAGAGAGAGAGGAAGAGGGUGGCCCUAGCCCAAACGAGACGAAUUGUGAUGGCAAGGAGAGGAAAACCACGAAGAAGAGGGAGUAAUAUAGUCUUGGUUGAAGGGCUGUUUGGGGGGAAAUAACGGAGUGUGAUCAAGGAAAAGGGGGUGAGGGGGGGGGGGGAAGCCAAGAUGGCGUAGUGUUCGUUUGUUUGGUGCGGUUUUUGCUGGUGUGUAAGAAAUGCGUAGAGCGCGAGCCUACGUCUGGAUGGGGCUGGGUGGCCACCGUGUGCAUGUAUAUGUAUGUGCGUGUUGGUGUGGUGUGUGUGCGUUAGAUGCGUAUGGGAUGGUUUUGUGUUGCUUUUCUCGAAGCAGCCAUGUUGGAAAGCUAAGUUGGUAAAACGCCUGUGCCUUAAGUGUGUUUGUGUGUAUGUGUAUACAUGUGUGUGAGUGUGUGCGCUGGUGUGGUAAGCAAAUCUCACACAGUGGAAUAAUUUUGGGCUCUCUAAGCAAACAGUCGAUUUUUACGAUACAUUGUGUAUGUAUGUGUCGUAUAUUGAUUGUAGCACACAUUGAAACAUCAACACACUUUCAAUAUUGGUAACUAAAGUCGAAGAUGGCUUUAUAUGAGCUAAACUGCCUUUUAAGCAGUCAAGAAUAAUUUUAUAGAAGGAAUCUUAAAUGAGCAGCGAGAAAAAUACCAGUUGUUGGCCUUUAGGCAGAGAGAGAGUGCGAGAGAGCAUCAAAAAGAAGGAAAAGAAGAACGUCUAGAAGAAGACAACGCACAGCAAUCGUAACAAAGGAGAAAGCGAAACGUAUUACGAUCGCUCUUACCUGCUCUAGCUUGUUGUUUUCACACUCUUUGCUUGCUUUGCUCUCUUUCUUUUCCACUCUCUUUGAACAAUAAAAAGCUAGAACGGCGAAACCGAAUCAGAACGAGAAAGAGCGAGAAAACGCUGUCGGUGAGGAUCUCUCACUGUUUGUGUGUGUGUAUGGCCUCUCGCUCUCUUGCUUCCUCACUAUCGGUACUGAGGAGGCAAAAACGGCUACGGCACACCAGUGUGUGGCACAAGGAACGGGGCACUUAUCGUUCGCUACGGCACGCCACAGUGUGUGUGCGUACGCCCGGCAAGCAGAAGCUGCGUUUAGAGGGCUCACAGUACGCGGCUAGUUAUUAAGGUGGCUAGUAGAGCAGCUAAAUCGAGAAAAAAAAAAACGCUAAAAGGGAAACAGUUCGAGACGAGAAAAUCAGGCAAAAAGAAAGAAACAAAAAAAAACAAAUCAAAAAGUAGAAUGACGAGACCGCUGGCGAAACGAAAAGACUGAUUCGAUGCGUCGUUAUAAACGCACUACUGUGUUGUUCUGCCGUUUGUGUUGUUGGUGUUUCUCCCCCCCUGUUUUGUUGUAUUGUGCGUGAGGAAUUUCUUCGCAAAGAAAGGCAAAGGAAACGACAGUAGUUACGCAAAUGUUGCUCAGAACAUCGUCGUAGGCAGCCAAACCGAGCCUCCGGACGCGUGUGUGCCUCCCGUGUACCGAUUGCCCCCCGACACGCUCGAACGAGCCUCCGCGGUGCCGGUUGCCAGCAGCCAAAUCUGCCUGCGGAAAUAACCAACAACCCCCUUCCCUUCCGCUCACUGCCGGUUCGGACGCGCUCGCACACGAACACACAGGGCACUCGCUGCAGCGCCGGUGCCGACAGCAAAACGGUCAGUGGUGGCGGCUGCGGCAGAGCAAACCGACGACGACGGUGGUGCACGCAGCGCGUCGGGCAGGCGGCGGACGGCAGCGGCGAGCAGGCGGCGGACGGCAGCGCAACUGCACCGGCGGCGCACGGCAGUGACGGGCGUUGGCGGGCAGCGUCGUGCCGCUAGGAUUGCCGGUCCGUCCAGCAGCAGGAAGCAGCAGCGGCACCACGCUGGAGCAGAUACGAAGGCGAAACCGUCGUCGUCGUCGUCAUCGUCCUCGCCAUCCCGAGCAGCAGCAGCAGCAGCAGCAGGCCCCGCACCAGCAACAGCAGCAGCAGCACAGUCGGCUGCGGGUGGCUGCGUAACAGCGGCAUCAUCCUGUUGCGCCGUCAUCAACCCGCCACCACUACCACCACCACCGCCACCCACACGACCCGCUGGAGGUGGAGGAGGGGGAGGAGGAGGAGGGGGCGGAGGGGGUGCGACCGAAGCGUCGUCCUGUGACGACGGUACAGGCAUCACCAGCAGCAGCAGCAGCAGCAGCAGCGCGAAAAUGGUGGUAGCGUCGUCCGGGCACGCAUCGGGCAGUGCCGCCGGCGGACAGCAGGCCCAGGCCCGAAGCAGCAGCCAGCACCUGCACAAGCUGGCCCAGGUCGCCAGCCCGGGCACGGGCAUGACGCCGAAGGAGCUGUCCGACAACGACGAUCUCGCCACCGGGCUGGUGCUCGACACCAUACUCGGCUUCCAGACGCACAAGAUGAGCCUCAAGUACCGGCCGCUCAAGGCGAACAAGGACGAGAUCAAGAACAUCAUCGAGGAGUUUAUACGGACGCAAAACUACGGCAAGUGCUACCAGCAGCUGAUGAACGGCAACUGGAUGCCGCGUUCCGUGCUGAACAAGAACAAGCUGGCCCUGAAGCGGCUGGAAGCACACAUCUAUCGCUACCUAAGGGUGUUUGAUCAGCAUUCCGGCUUCGUGAUCGAGGCGUGCUACCGCUACUCGCUCGAGGGCCAGAAAGGUGCCAAAAUCUGCUCCACCCGCCGCUGGAUGAAGAACGAAAAGAUCGAGUGCCUGGUCGGGUGCAUCGCCGAGCUGACGGAGCGCGAGGAGGCCGACCUGCUCUACCCGGGCCGGAACGACUUUUCCGUGAUGUACAGCUGCCGGAAGAACUGCGCCCAGCUGUGGCUGGGCCCGGCCGCCUACAUCAACCACGACUGCCGGGCGAACUGCAAGUUCGUGGCGACCGGGCGCGACACCGCCUGCGUGAAGGUGCUGCGCGACAUCGAGGUGGGCGAGGAGAUCACCUGCUUCUACGGCGAGGACUUUUUCGGCGACAACAACUGCUACUGCGAGUGCGAAACGUGCGAGCGGCGCGGGACGGGCGCGUUCGCGGCGCGCGCCCGCCUGCUGGAGGAGGGCGGCAGCUCCGCCCUGUACAACGGGGCGGGAGUGGGCGGCAGCGCGGGCGACGCUGGGUGCGGCGUGGUUGGGACCGGCGCAGGAAGCGAUGUGAACGGGACGGGCGCCCGUCCCCGCUACGAUCCUUGUCUGGUGGGGGGCGGUGUGAACGGGCCGAGCGGCGGUGUGGUGGUGGGCGUCGUCGGCACCGCCAACGGUGGCGUGCGGUACCGGCUGCGCGAGACGGACAAUCGGCUGAACCGGAUGAAAAACAAGCGCAACAAUGGGGCGGGCGGGGGCGAGGCGGGCCCGAAGGCGGUGACCGCGAUUGGGAAGGAGCCGCCCUCCGCCCUCAGCCUGCUGACGGUGCGCGAGCUGCGCGACAAGGGCAUGACCAAGUACGAUGCGGAGAUGCUGCUCGCGCAGCAAAAACCGUACUGCACGAAUGCGACCACGCUGGCACCGGCGCUGCCACCGGUUGCUGGUGGUGGUGGUGGUGGUGGUGCGGUUGGUCGUGUGCCAGCGGGGACCGCUGCACCCGCUCAGCACAGUGCCGACACGGCGGGCGAGGACGAGGCGCCUGGCAGCAAGAAGGUGACGGAGAAGAGCGAAGCACAGAUGAAGCGAGCGACCCGGUCGUCGACCUGCGGCAGCACGAAGCCACUGAUAGUGCCAGGCGGCUCCGCCGCCGCCGCCAGCAAGCCCGAGGAAGGCGCGAAAGCGCAGGAAAAGAAGCGAGACAGCAGCGCGCACGAGGGGACGAAUGGGAAGGUGGCACCGCCGGGCAAGAGCAAUCCCCGCCGACGGUACAGCAGCUACAGCAGCGCCAGCACGGAGCUGUCGAGCGUGUCGACCGAGCGCAAGCCGCAAUCCACGGACCGUCGACAGCAGCAGCAGCAGCACGAAACCAAACGCAAGCGGAAAAAGGAACCGGCGGAGCACGGGCAGCGGCAGCGGGCUGCCUCCGUAGCGCCGGGGAAGGGCCGGGCCCGCUCGAAGGAUCCGGCCGACGAGAUCAUCGUCAUCGACGACGAGUGCAGCAACGGCAGCAGCAGCGUGCAGUCGGGCACGGACGCGCCCCUGCCCUUCGGGCGCAAGCGGCGCGCCAGCAUGUACACGAGCAGCAGCCGCAGCAUCUACACGUUCCACGACGACGCGCUGGACGGUGCGCCGCCCGCGCACAACGGGUACUACGCGCUGCGCAACAACCCCGCCCAGGCAGCGGCGGCGGCGGCGACGAGCCGCAAACGGCCCCGCGAACAGACACCGGACGAGCAGCAUCCGGGUGUCGCUUCGGCCAAGCGGCCCGGUGGGGGCAGUAGCGCAGCGGACAGCGCGCCACCCCGCAUCAUGACCCGCUGCAUGUCGUUGCGCUCGGGCCAUGCCCCCCCAACGGCGACGGGAAAUGCCGAAUCGUCGGCGAUGGCCGCCGCCGCCGCCGGCAGCAGCGAGAUGGAGGAAAUAAGUCCACGGGUCACGCGCGGUAUGCUGCGCCUGCUGGAGGACCACGAGGCCCCGAAGCCCCCGUCCCGGGGCACCUCCGCCGAACCGCCGCCCGGGACGCUGAACGGCGGCACGUGUGCCGGGAGGCCUGGUAGAAGGCUAUCGACCGUCACUACGACCACGGCGCAGCCGGGCGAUGAACCGCACGCCGAGCGGGCGCAAGAGUGGAACAGGGGCAGCCGGCGCAAGCAGAAGCUGCAGGUGGCGCGCUACGGGCGGAAAAAGGGGCCCCCCCGGGAGGGUGCGGCCGACGACGAGGAAGAGGACGACGACGAGGACGACGACGAGGAGGGGGAGGAGGAGGAGGAGGAGCACCGUGUAGAGGAGAAGGGUGCGCUGCUGAAACGGCUGCAGCAGGAGGAAGUGGGGCCGCCGGUCGCCCGUUCCAUCACCACCACCGCCACUGCCAGCAAUCGUACCCGCAAGCAGCUCUCGCCGACAAAGCGGACGCGCGGUGCCCGGGAGGUCACGCUCAACGGAAGGCAGGUGGGCGGGCAGGCCAGCGAAAGGAGAAGGUACGAUUUCGGCGAGCAAGACCAGCACGGUGAUGACGGGGAAGAGGACGAGGAGGACGACGAGGAGGAGGACGACGACGAGGAGGACGAGGAGGACGACGUAAUAUGGCAACAUCCGGCAAAAAAUGGCAACAGAAGCGGCAGCAGCAACAGCAACCUGCCCACCAGCAGCAGCUCGGCCAGCACCUUUCUGCCGCGGGACGGAGCCGGCCCCGACGGCGGCAGCCCCGGCGUAAUCGUCCUGUCCAGCUCGUCCGCGUCAUCCUCCUCCAGCUCGUCCGCGUCGUCCGUGUCGUCCGUGUCGUCGGUGUCGUCCGCUCGCCACAAGGCGACGAACGCCGCCGCGACGAAUCAGCAUCGGCUGAAGCUGAAGCUGCGCAUGAAACCCGUCUCGACCACCACCGGCGGAGAGGAGGAGGACGAGGAGGCGGAGGACGAGGAGGAGCACCGGGACCGGUUGCGGCAGCAGUGGCGCACGGGCGGCGUGUCCUUGGCGCAGUCCAAAUUUACGUCCCACAGUCGCCCGGACGCAGCUGGGGCGCGCAAGGGCAGCCGGCGGGACGACGGGCAGUCCACCUCGGUCGGCAGCACGACGCACGGUCGGGGGGACGAAGCGGAGCACGGCAGAACGCCCGUGACGACCGUUUCGGACGAGGACGACGAGGACGACAUCAUACUGGCGAAGAUACUGCAGUGUGGCAAGCAACAGCAGCAGCAGCAACAGCAGCAGCAACAGCAGCAGCAGCAGCAGCAGCAGCAGCAGCAGCAGCGAAGCGGCACGUUUCGGCACCGGGAGCAGGCGGCGACACAGCAGCACGCGUCCAGCAGCAUCAGCAGCAUGGCGAUCAGUUCCUCCACCUCGUCGGCCAAGGACGGUGAGGCGACGAGCAGCAGCAGCAGCAGCAGCAGCAGCAGCAGCAGUGCCAAGCGGUCGCCGUCGUCCACCGCGUCCUCCUCCACGCUGCCGGCGGGCGAACCGCUGAUGAGGACGCCGGAGCGCCGGCUGAAGCUGACGCUGCGCAUGAAGCGCAGCCCGGUGAUAGACGAAAUCAUCGAGUCGGGCAACAGCAUGAGCGAUGCGGACAACGGGGGCAGCCCGGGUGCGUUUCGGCGCGAGUACGAGAUACUGCGCAUGGAGGGUUUGCGCGAGCACGACGACGAGGAGGAGGAGGCGGAGGGAGCGCCGGACCGUCCGUACGGGAGGUGUCGCGGCGGCGGUUUGCCGGCCCGCCGCUCCCUCACGUACGACUCGUCGGCAAGCAGCAGCACCACGCACGGCGGCAAAGCGAAGGGCCGGCGGCGGGACGGCUCGCCGGCCGGCACCGAACCGCCGCCCCCGUUCCUUGCCCUCCCGAAGGACGACAAUGGCGGGCAGGGGGAGGAAGAGGAUGAGGAGGUGGGCGAGGAGGACGACGAAGACCUGACGUCGUACAGCAGCAGCUGCAGCAGCUUGGUGUCGCAGAAGCGGAAAAAGCGCCACAAAGCGUCCAAGGAAGCGCGCCGGCUGCGCAAGGAGGCGAAGCGGCAGCGCCGCCAGCAGCAGCUGCUGUACGAAACGGUGUGCGCGGCGGAGCAGCGGCAUGGCGCGAACGAACAGCUGAAAUCAAAGUAUUACGCCACCUACGCGGCACCAGCAGCACCGGCAGCGCUGCAUGACGAAAAGGUCGGUGGACAGGGGGAGAGCAGUGUGGUAGUUGCUGCAGGAGCAGCAGUAGCAGCACCACCACCACCACCACCACCACCCCCUGCCAGCUCUUCCACGGUGGCGCACGAGCUACCACCGGCUGCCUCAUACCAGCGCGCACAUCCUCCUCCGCCUCCACCACCACCACCACCUCCUGCGCUCCCAGCGCAUCAAAACAGCUACUCGCAUCCGCAUCACCACCAUCACCACCAGCACCACCAUCCCCAUCAUCAUCAAACUCAUCAGUCUGUGAUACUGCAGCCGACCGCACUGAGCGGGAUGCGCACGGAAGCGACCGGUGGCGGCGGCGGCGGCCGGGACGACUGGUACGAGAUGGGUCGCCCGAACAUCCGGUGGCCGCACCUGAUGAAUCCCUCAGCGACCGGUGGCGGUGCAAUGUACGGCGACACGGUGAGCAGUGCCGCCGCCACGGCCCCGCCCAGCGAGGGCAUCGGGAACGGCGGUAUCGGGCUGCCGAUGAAGCGGCUCCGGCUAAUCUUCGGCAACGAGACGCACACGCGCGACAUUCCUGCGGUCGAGGCGGCGCCGAGCGGCAACACCGGCCCCAGUACCGCCACCAUCGCCACCCCCAGCCCGACUGCUACCGACGAGGGGACGGUGGUGGUGCUGUCCGAGGCGCUUGCCGCCGCCAGCUCCUCGUCGACGCUCGCUGCCUCGCCGGUUCGCUCCCCCGGGCGGAGCGUGCUGCGGAACGGUGGCGAGCACACAUCGACCACCCACGGCAAGCUCCACCCGUGCCCCGUGUCGUCCAACGUGAUCGUGAGCAACACGCCGGGCGUGAUCGUGAGCCCAACGCGACCGCCGCCGCACCAGACAUCCCCGACGGUGCUACGAAGUAAUGGGAGCGAUGGCGUCAUCAACAGCACGACCGGUUGCGAUGUCGGUGGCGCUGGCGGACACCUUGGGCUGCUGCAGCGUCCCCAGCAGCCCGCGCACCAUCCACCCUCGGCUGGUGCGGGCGGAGGGGGCGGUGGCGGUGGCGGUGGUAGCAAUGGGUUGUUGCUGCACGCGCAAUACCACCUUCAGCCACCACCGUCAUCGACCAUGCCCACCGAGGUACCGUGCGGCGGUGGGGCCGUCUACCCGCCCGUCUCGGGCGGAGACCUUCAGCUCGGCAGCAGUGCCGGCGGGCUGCAAACUACCAGAUUCCUUCUUCUCUCGUUCCCGCCGACGCUCGAUGUGCAACCGUGCUCGGGCAAUGGCACCAGCUGGUAGGUGGUUGGGGGUGGGAGAAACAUGCAGAUGAAGGAUGAUGCUGUUUACCAUCGCGUGAUUAGUAUCGUUAGCAUUACACAAUCAUUAACGCGCGUCCGGCGGGAACUGCGCGACGCAGCACAAGUGUAGAGGUACCGCGAUCCCACGGCUCCGAAGCUCCACUGUAGACGCUGGUCCACGACCUCGGCCACGACCAAAUCGAGAAUCGCCUUCCGGGCGGGAAGAAGAGGGAGACCGUUUACGUUCGCACCCCUUCUGCCUCUUUCCUUCGAAUGCCAGCUCCAGCUAGGUUCUUGUGUGUCGUCAAGUUAGACGGGAUUUAGUUGGAAGUUAGAACGAAACAGCUCGUCACAUCGUUCAGCUACGCGCGCAAUCUAUUUCAUCAGUAUGUUUUAUUUUAAAUUGUUUUAGCAGCGAGUUACACGCGUCUCACCGAUGGCGCGAUGUCGGUCGGUCGGCAGAGUAGGGAAUAGGCGGUAGGCAAAGAAAUUAAAAACCACCCUCCUCACUUCAUAGCAAGGAGGAAGAGGCAGGUAAAAGGGCGAAAGUGCACAGUGAGCGACUGUUCCAGCGCACGCGAGGAAGAAGCAUUACUGCAGACUAUAUCUAGGUUACUAUUGGUCUAGUCGACGAUCUCAAAAGAAGAAGAAAAAAAGAAAGAAAAAGAAAACGAAACGUAAGAAACAAACACACACACGCACGCACGCACCCAAACACGCGGUUAGGUGUGUUUGUUUGCGUAUUACAAAGCCUGAGGGAUAGAUAGGAGUACAUUUACACUUCAUUUUCGGUGUCUCAAACCAACAAGAGAAAAAGAAAAAACAGAAAAGAUAAACAAAACAAGAAGAAAACAACGACAACAACCCCCGUUAGUCCAAUGCGUCGCGCAACUGGAUCGCAUCAAACUGUGGGGCAGGAAAGAUGUAUUAGUUGCUAAGGUAGGGCGUACAAUCGCCUUUUUGUUGACCUGGGUACAUCCUAUGUUGUGAUGUUUCUCGCCAGGAUUUUUUUUCUAGAGCAGAUUUUUUUGGUUAUUUAAUUUGUUCGUUUAGCUGAUGAUUUGGUACUGUACGGAAUCUGCAUGAUCUUUUCUUUAACCAGUUUAACUAAAGAAAGUUAAACGCAUGUAAAAUGUGUUUUCUUUUCACAAAAAACACAAAAAAUCUUGGCUUAUCUGGCUGUAUCAACACAAGCAACACGCGUGCGGUUAGAGUUGAAUGAUUAGAAAAUGAAUUAGAAUUGUAUUCGAAGAACAGAAAAGCAGAAAAGCAACAGCAAGGAUUCAAUUUGUUUAUUUUUGAGUAAAACUACCUCAAACAAUCCUUUCCUUCGAUGGUUCGGCCACGUUUGAGGAUGCAAGAAUUCCAGUGGCGUGUCGCAGCUCAAGAAGCGUUAGCCAACCGUUUAGAUGAAUUAUUCAGCCUGCCAAUGUUUAUUUUUUUUUUCUUUCAUAUGUUAUGUUGUGCAACAUUUAGAAUUUUUUUUUUGUAUAGUUAAAGCGGAUCGUUUGCAACACGCAGGGCUAAAUCGGAACAUUGUAACUUCCCUUUCCGGAGAUUCGAAAAACGCAGCAAGCGAUCCAGAAGCGUUGCAUUGACUGUAUGUGCGUGUGUGUGUGUGUGGGUGUAUGUGAGUGUGCGGGUGGCACACACCGUACACACAGGUUCAAUAGUGUCAGUAAGCAGCUCGAUACUUACACUACUGUGCAUUUAGAUGUUGAACACACGUAAUGAGCUGAACCGCGGUUGGUCAGCUGCGCUACUAAUCAUUCUGAAGUGAAUAUGAAAACAAGAAGAAAAAGAAAUCUGAAAACAAACCAACAAACAAACAUGUGUACACGCUAUACCAAACGGUCAACGCGUAUAGCCUCUCGUUCAGCUCCGCUACAUUAGCCAGAGCGCCGAUUGUUCUUAUGAUUUAUUUUUUAACGUAAGCUUAAACUCCAUAUUUCCAUAUACGCCCGAGAAAAUGUUGUCACGAGAAAGCCGAAGAGAGAUAGAAAUAGAGAGAGGGAGAGAGAGGCGGAGAGAGAGAGAGAGGGAAAGAAAGAGAUAUAGAAGGAAAUAAAGAGACAGAGAGAGAGAGAGAGAGAGAGAGAGAGAGAGAGAGAGAGAGAGAGAGAGAGAGAGAGAGAGAGAGAGAGAUCGUUUGUUUCGAAAUGUUUUUUUUGUUUUGUUUUUAAUAUAACAGAGUCUUUAGCUAACGAUGGCCGCGCGAGGAGCCACAAGCGCUAGACGAUGAACCCGCCUCUCGGUAUAGAGAAAUGUGUAGUAGCAUGCGGCGAGGUUCGCCUGUUUUGUGAAGUAAAGUAAGUGUGAUGUAAACUCAAGCAAACGGAAAAUUUUCUAAUGUAUGCGUUCGUUCGUUUCACGUAACUGUAUGUCACAUACACUCUCUGGUGCGCUCCAACGUAUCGCGCCGGCCCUUCAUCCGCAUCCUGCAUCCGGGGUGUUUUUUUUUUGGUGGGGAAAUUGUCUAGCGGUUGUUUAGCGCAGCGAACGAGGAAAAAAACUGAAGCAACAGCCGGAAAGAUUAAAUCCCCCGAAAGAAAAAAAACAAAAGAUGAGAUGAUUUACACUACUAAGAGGGACAGAUUGCUAACCCCUGCCAAACUGGGGCAAGAGUUGGGCGAUGUAAUACGGCAUAAUAAUUGUACGAUACUGAAGUGUAAUUUAGAUGUAAUAAGCUCGUAGACUGACUGGAGUCGGAUGAAUAAAACGGUCUCAUCACGUACUGCCAUUUCAUACUGCUGUUUCUCGCGCUCUCUUUAUCUCUCUCUCUUUCCCUCUCUCUCUUUCUUUUAUAUCUACAUAUGAUUGCCUUUCCUUUCAUAGUUUCUUCCUCUUCUCCUCCUUGAGAUUCGUUCACUCUACUCCAAGUCAGGGAGAUAUAUAUAUAUAUAUAUAUAUAUCUUAAGAUGCGCUCUAGUGUGUAAUGUCCGCAUCCGUGCGGAAGGUAGCAAGAUAACUUCGAACAAUUUCGAACAAAACAACCCAUGCCAUGGCAGAUCGAUGUUAAGUUUUAGGGGAGUAGUAAGGGAUUUGCGUGGGAGGAAGAGGUGGGGGAGCGGGAGCAGGGUGCUGAAUCGUACGGUUUGGCACGUUGACAGGGUAGUAGGAACUAGUUCAACUGCGGCGUUGAGCCGUCAAAGGAAGUUAGAGCGAUUGCGCCGGCGCCGAUUUAACGGGAGCAGUACUUCUAGGGACGGAUGUAUUAACUAGUUAGGCAGCGAACGGCAGAGCGAGGUGUAUUAAUGAGGCAUUGAACUGAUACGCUUGAAUGGUGCAGGGGUGUCGAAAAUCACCAAUAAUAUAGCUACGGUUGGAGCAAUUUCCUUUCUGCGCGAUUGAGACGACGAUCCGCGAUUGUUUGCGGAAUCCUUUCGGGGUCUUCUUUUAGUAUUACUGUGCGCGCCCUUCUUCCUGUCCCGAAAAGCUUGCGGAGGAGGAGGAGGAGGAGGAGGAAAAGGCGCAAAAGAUGGCUAGAAACGUAUUCCAAAAAUAUUUCCCUGAAGUAUUUCCCUGUAAGCUCGGCUAGCUAUUAUUCCAGCAGCAGGCUAGACGCGGCACGCCAUUGCUCCGCGUUUGUACGCGUCCUUGCUGAUAGACAGCCUAUCGGGAGCGUUCCCUUUUCCCUGCUCGUGGCGGCAUUAACACUCCGUGUAUAUUCUUCGACUGACACCUGACGAACAGGUAGAGCUUGCUUGGAGGACAUGAGCAGAUCAUUAGAUUGCGCGUGAUGGAUAGGGCCGACCGAAUGGUGCCCCGUAUGGCGUAGCCGGCAUGCGGGGAGAGUGCGUUGCAAACCCGGAUGUAUGAAACAGCAGCAGCAGCGCAAACUAGCAGCGAGCGAAAGAUGAUUGUGAUAGUCAAAUCGGUGUGCAUGUAGCUUACACAGAGAAGCAUGAAGUGUUGUGAAUACUGCGACUAAAAUUGAAUGUAACGAUUAUAAACCCUAGUUUAGUAUCUAACUUGAAAUACAGCCAAGAAAAGUGUUGAAGCAACAGGAGCAGGGGGAAAAGAUAUUAGCGUUUGAGCGAGAAGUAAAGUGGAACAUAGUGUGCAGCCAGGUAUAGUAAUCAUAGUAAUCGUAAAAAUAAAAACAAAAAAAAAAGAUAAUGCUAAUAAAAACCACAUAAAUAGAAAGCAA
Messenger RNA from Anopheles gambiae (African malaria mosquito), 12698 nucleotides. RefSeq names its product histone-lysine N-methyltransferase Suv4-20 (gene Hmt4-20). Lineage: Eukaryota; Metazoa; Arthropoda; Insecta; Diptera; Culicidae. The transcript is spliced from 4 exons. Gene Ontology annotation, cellular component: nucleus. The coding region runs from base 2766 to 8549 and encodes 1927 amino acids. The record is from RefSeq and is a predicted model, not a curated record. Gene Ontology annotation, molecular function: histone H4K20 methyltransferase activity; protein binding.